CGGCAACAUUGAUAAACAAUUGUGUUAAAUUUGUAUUUUCUUUAACCAAUUUGAAUAAAACGGGGUGACCAACACGAUGUCACAUCCCGUUCAGACCAAAGAACAUCCACGCAAGUAUCCGUUUGUCCACAUGCGCAUAGCGGAUCACUCAGUGCUGGACACAAUAGAGGGACGUCACAAUUGCCGGCACUGCAAUCGCUCCAGGAAGUUCUUCUGCUACAGCUGCUACGUUCCCGUGGGAGAGCUGGGACAGCUGCUGCCUCGGGUGGAAUUGCCAAUCCAAAUAGACAUAAUCAAGCACAAGAAGGAGAUUGAUGGCAAGAGCACGGCGGUGCAUGCGGCAGUGCUAGCUCCCGACAAUGUGCGAAUCUACACAUAUCCAGAUAUACCCGAUUACAGAGAGAAAGACGGUGCGGUGCUCAUCUUUCCCAGUGCAACGAGUCUCACAGUGCCGCAGCUGUUUGAACGCAAUGUUCAGCUGAAGAUUGACGACAACUAUGGACUGCCCAAAGGCCAUCACAUGGGAACAAUGCUGCGACGACGAAUGGACGAGGUUGUGGGUGAAACUGAAUCGGAGCAAGGCUCAAAACGCUACACAUACGACAAUUUGCCCAUCCGUCGAGCUAUUUUCAUUGACAGCACCUGGAACCAGAGUCGAAGCAUCUAUGCGGACGAACGUGUUCGUCGCCUGCGCACUGUGGUCCUCCAGAAUCGCUUGUCGCAGUUCUGGCGUCAUCAGCGAGGAAGUCCCCGUUGGUAUCUGGCCACUAUCGAGGCCAUUCAUCAGUUCCUGCUGGAGCUGCACGUGAACGCGUGGGGUCUCAACGCGGAAUACCGAGGAUUGGACAACCUAGAGAUUACCGAGGGCUUCCACCAGCUGGCAGCUCCUCUGACGAUGCAAGCUCCCACAGAAUGCAUUAAUCGCGAGUCUCCAUAUAAUGGACACUAUGACAAUAUGUUGUUUUUCUUUGCAAACAUGUAUGAUCUCAUACACAAGUACUAUGAUCACAACGAUCUAAUAUCGUACCGUCGUCCAAUUUAAGUUUUGUUAAUUUAUUUUAAAGUGGAAUAAAACUCAAAGUUACUUUUA
Molecule: messenger RNA, 1090 nt
Organism: Drosophila innubila
Lineage: Eukaryota; Metazoa; Arthropoda; Insecta; Diptera; Drosophilidae
Product: DTW domain-containing protein 1
Exons: 1
Coding region: 77-1042 (321 amino acids)
Biological process (GO): tRNA modification
Cellular component (GO): nucleus
Molecular function (GO): tRNA-uridine aminocarboxypropyltransferase activity
Source: RefSeq, a predicted model, not a curated record